CCGACUCCCGCGCCCGGGCCCCGGUCUGUGUCCCCUGCCCCAGCCCGCACACCCCGCCGGAGGCGCCCGUCCUCGCCGCCUCCCUUCGGACGGGCUGAGUGAUGGCGCCUCGCACUCUGGAGACUCUCUGGGUUUGGGCGUUAAAUCAGCCACCACCUUCCAUCCCACUCCCUUCGGGCUCCACUUCCCUCUAAUUCCCCAUCUGGAUCCUUCUCCGCCCAGCCCUUGCCCCGGCCGGCAGGUCCGAAAGCCCCCCCCCCAGAGGCGGCGGCGGACCCGUUCCCGAGGUAGACUUCCUGGCUGACCUCCUUGGCCAGAGGGGCCUGGCCUGGCACCCAGCUCUCCUGCGUGGCCGGCGGUGAGACAUGGGGUUGGCGAGGACCUGGCACGCAGCUGUGUAGUACCUGGAGUCAGCAGCACCUACCGAAGGAUCCCGGACGCUGUUCAAGGUUGCUCCCUGGACUCCUGGAAAGGGGAUGGCCAGCUGAGAGGUGUCAGGAGGCAGGAGCCACUUCUCAAACUGGCUUCUCGGGACUCUGGAGUGGAGAUGGUGGUUGGGGACAGCCCCCUGGCCACCUCACCAGGUCUUCCUCAGGACUCUCUGGACUUUGAGCCCACAGGGAGCCCUGAUCCCCGGGCCCUUGCUGCCAUGGAGCCUCCUGCCCACCUGAGCCGGCUCCUGGCCAACCGUAAGCUGGAGCAGGUGCUGGAGCGGUCCCGCCAGCUCCCGACUUCCCCUGUCGGCAUGUCACAACACCAGUACUCCCUGAAGCCACCUAUCAAGUCUGAAUGUGAAAUGCCCCCUUUUGGAGCAGGGGAACAGGAGGCCACUGAGGCAGAAACUGACCUAGAGGCAGGUCUGGAAGGAGCAGAGGUGGUGGGGGGCCUGGGGCCUAAGGCCUGGGCCUGUCUCCCAGGGCAGGGUCUCCGCUAUCUGGAACACCUGUGCCUAGUGCUGGAGCAAAUGGCAAGGCUCCAGCAGCUCUACUUGCAGCUGCAGACCCAGAGGCCCCCAGGGGCGAGCGAGCUGCAGGUCGGGCAGGAUCCUGAAGCGGUAGAGGGGGAGUGGGGGGAGCAGCAGCAGCGGCCACCGCCACCAGCCCUGGACCCUUCGCCUCCACCUUCUUGUGCCCCAGGCGGUGAGGUACAGGAACUGCUCAGCCAGACCCAGGAGACAGGGGCCAACACAGCUUCACCCCUAAAGGUAGGGGUUCCCAGUGCCAACCCUCCCAGGCUUUUAGAGGCUUCAGCAGAGCCAGCUCAUAUCUUUCCAUCCUCCCAGGGACACAAGCGGGAUCUCUCCCACUGGAACAAGGUCAAGGUCCUGCUCAACCGGAUCCGUUGGAGAAGCUCGAAACACUCUGAGUCCCCUGCCCCUCCUGAUGGCCCUGCCCCAAGGAUUGAGUCAAGGGGUGUCCCUGAAAGACCUCCAUUCCAGCCCCUCCGGAAGACCUUUAUGCCAUCAUUUGUGGUUAAGAAGCAACGAGCCAAAAACCUUUCUGUAUGCUGAGAAUUCCUGGCGCAGGGACAUGACCUUGGGUGGAGGGGUGUGCAGUGCAGUCAUCUUCCUCGGCCUUUGCCCUGUUACUGUUUCUGGGCACUGCCAGGAAAAGCUGCUGAUGCUCACCCUUCUCUCUGAGGAGAAGGCUGGACCUUUCUCUUCUGGGCAGCCUGGCAGAGGAGCCCUGGUUCCCUGAGUGGCCCCAGGGUGUGGCAGCCCCUGGGCGCCUUGCUGGUUGCCAGAAAUCCCUGGGCCUAGACAAUGUGAACUAACUUAUUUAUCGGGAGUCCAUGGAGCAUGUUUGGCCUGGUGAUCUGUUGGGGCCUAGCAUGUCGCAGAUGUGUAUUUAUGCAAAGUGAUACGUGUAUCUCUGCAAGUCUGUCACUGUUGUGAACUGGCUGGAUCCAACCAUGUCUUCUGAAUCAUGCAUUCAAAGGGUUGGUCUGGGUGAGGUAAAGGAUGGCCACCUUCAUUCCUCAGUGGGCAGUUACUGAUUUGGAAUCUUGCUUUCCUCCUCACACCCUCGUUGGCAGCCCUAAGACAGAGAAGGGUGCUAUCUUGGGUUCCUUUGCAUUGAGUCUUGCCUGUGGAGCAGAGCCCCUGAAGACUGAACCUGGAAUAGAAAGGUCAGGGACAACAUGGAGAAUAGCAGAGUAAGCUUCAAGGUCUGCCUUUAGCUGCUUUGGUCCCUGAUAACCUUAACACAUCAGAGUUGAAACCAGAGACUCAUUCUAGCUUUUGACUCUAGACUCAUAGCUUCCUACUUAAUCUCCCAAAUGGUCUAAUGAUACCUGCCCUACCUACCUCACAGUCUUAUUAAUGAAGAUAAAACGAGAUGAAA
Messenger RNA from Leopardus geoffroyi (Geoffroy's cat), 2342 nucleotides. RefSeq names its product chromosome B1 C8orf58 homolog (gene CB1H8orf58). NCBI's taxonomy places the organism in Eukaryota, Metazoa, Chordata, Mammalia, Carnivora, Felidae. The record is from RefSeq and is a predicted model, not a curated record. The coding region runs from base 548 to 1510 and encodes 320 amino acids. The transcript has 7 exons.